CCUUACGAGCCAAUUGUACACGGAACUCUUGAGAUCAACCAAUCUGAACCUUUGGAUAUGUUGGUAAUACGAAUUAUAGAAGAUUUAAUACAAAUUGUAAAAGACUUUUUUACCAUAGUUAUCAACGGAAGUAAUGGAUUUGGACAUCCAGAUUAUAAUGGAAAAACCACUCCUUCAAGUGUUUAUAUUAAUCGAAUUAUUAAUAAUGUAUCACUUCCUCCAACCUUUUCACCAGUAACAUCAAAUUCAAAAAUAUAUAAUUCAGUUGAAUGGAAAAAUUUAAAUCAAACAUUGUUAAAUUCAAAAAGACAACAAAAAAUUAACCAAGACUGGGCAGAUGUUUAUAAUACUGAAAUAAAUAAAUUGAUCAAAGAAUCUAUUCCUGAUGGAUGUACCACAGAAAUAUCACGUUGGAGGAAGGCUUUCAAUGUGGUUGUGCUUGUAAUAGAAAAUGAAAAGAUUUGUUUUGAAGAUUAUCUUAAAGAAAUAAGAGAUUUGAACUUUACAUUUAAUUAUCUUCAAGAG
Messenger RNA from Racocetra persica, 525 nucleotides. Lineage: Eukaryota; Fungi; Glomeromycota; Glomeromycetes; Diversisporales; Gigasporaceae. The record is from the annotation of a GenBank genome assembly.